Molecule: messenger RNA, 843 nt
Organism: Adineta steineri
Lineage: Eukaryota; Metazoa; Rotifera; Eurotatoria; Adinetida; Adinetidae
Source: the annotation of a GenBank genome assembly
AUGAUUUCUUUUGAUAAAAAAGAUAAGAGAUAUAGUAUAGUCAGUUAUUCAUCAUCAUCUUUCUCAAAAGAUAGUAUUGAUUCUCAACUAUCAAUAAUAGAAAAUUAUUCAAAUAAAGAAUCUGAAAAGAAAAUUACUUGUUCGAAACAAUUUCUAUUUUAUGGUCCAUUAGUGGUAUGUUUAAUUCUUUUAAUAAGUGGAAUUAUUUUAUUUAUGUUUAUUGAACAACAACAUAAUAAACAUGAAAAAGAAGAAAUUAUUAGAAAUAAAAUAAUUUAUCCAUUUACUUCAAUUGCACAUGAUAAUUUUAUGCCUGUUACAUGUUCAUAUAAUAUAUUUGACAAGUAUGAAAUGUAUCGUGCUGCAACGACUUUAAGAUGUGGUAGUUAUCGUUCAUCCUUGAUUCAUAUAUUUUAUUUUAAUUAUUCCCGUCCAAUAAAUUAUAAUGAAAAUAUUGUUAUAAAGAAUACGAGUAUUCCACCAAACGUUCAACUUAAUUUUGAUUUUUUAACAAAAAUGAAUUUUAAUUCAUUUGUUCUUAUUUUACUUGAUCAAAAACAUGCAUUUUUUCCAUCAAUUCUUCUAGUUCUUCAUUGGAUUCGUUACUUUUCAUCAUUUGUAGAAGAUGGAUAUGAUAUUUGUCAAUAUAAAGAUUUGUAUAGUGAGAGGAGUAAGCCUCACUAUAAAAUGGCUUUACUUUAUGCAACAAAUUCUAGUCAGACUAUGAUAACAGCAAAAACGAUAUGUUAUAUAACACUGAAUUGGUCUACAUUAUCUAAAUAUAUAGAAUUCAUUGGACUAGAACUAGUAGCCACAAUGAAAUUUCAAAUUAUUUUAGAUUGA